CAUCCAUCCCAAAUUCCCACCAACCACCGUUUGCAAAACAAGCCAUCGUCUUUACCACCAGCAGCAACAACAACAACAACCCAAGUCCCCCCUCAUGCCCGUCCCCACCAGCCCUUCAAAAGUUACGAACUUUCUAAAUUCUCAACCCCACAACCCAGUCUAGGCCAAAUAUAAAUUGAAUUCACUUCUGCGCUUUCAAGUUUCACACGCCACUUUUCAAAUUAGCUGGCACUGCAGGCUGCAGCAGCCCACUAAAGCCUACUUCUCCUCUCCUCCUCUUCCUCCUCCUUGUCAGCUGGCACCUGCCACCCUUCUUUCUUUCUUUUCUCUCCCCUGACUUCUUGCCAAGAAAUCCAAAUAAACAAUGGAAUUGGUUACCUCUGAGGUGGGUUUGAAAAUGGAGAGUGGAACCAGGAGGAACCCCACGUUAAUUUGUGCACCUUUAAUGGCGGAUACGGUGGAUCAGAUGCUGAGUUUAAUGCAGAAAGCUAAGCUGAGUGGUGCUGAUCUUGUGGAAAUUAGAUUGGAUUGGUUGAAGAGUUUUAAUCCACGGACUGAUAUUACAAAUCUUAUCAAGCAUUGUCCUUUGCCAACCCUCUUCACUUACAGGCCUAUUUGGGAAGGUGGCCAGUAUGCUGGUGAUGAAAAGAGUCGACUGGAUGCACUUCGUUUAGCAAUGGAGUUGGGAGCUGACCAUAUUGAUGUUGAGCUUAAGGCUAUUGAUGAGUUCAACGAUUCAGUGCAUGGAUAUAGGCCUGCAAAGUGCAAAGUCAUUGUUUCUUCCCAUAACUAUCACAACACGCCAUCUUCUGAGGACCUUGGCAACCUAGUGGCACGUAUACAAGCAAGUGGAGCUGAUAUCGUAAAAAUUGCAACAACCGCUUUAGACAUUACGGAUGUUUCAAGAGUUUUUCAAAUCACUGUGCAUUCUCAAGUAAGAGGCGUUCCCAUCAUAGCAAUGGUCAUGGGAGAAAGAGGUCUAAUGUCUCGUGUACUUUGCCCCAAAUUUGGUGGGUAUUUGACAUUUGGUACUCUUGAUUCGGGCAAAGUAUCAGCUCCGGGGCAACCAACCAUUGAGGACUUGCUGAACUUGUACAGCUUCAGACAGCUGGGGCCUGACACAAAAAUAUAUGGGGUUAUUGGAAAACCUGUUAGCCACAGCAAAUCUCCUAAGUUAUACAAUGAAGCUUUCAAAUCUGUUGGUUUUAAUGGAGUAUAUAUACAUUUGUUGGUGGAUGAUGUUGGAAAGUUUUUCGAGACCUAUUCCUCUACAGACUUUGCUGGCUUCAGCUGCACUAUUCCUCAUAAAGAGGAUGCUCUUAAGUGCUGCGAUGAAGUAGAUCCUGUUGCAAAGUCAAUAGGGGCUGUAAAUUGCCUUGUGAGGAGACCUACAGAUGGGAAAUUAUUUGGCUGCAAUACAGACCAUGUUGGUGCAAUUACUGCCAUAGAGGAUGGAUUACGAGGUUCACGACACUUCAGCGAGUCACCCUUGGCUGGUAAGCUAUUUGUAGUCAUUGGUGCUGGUGGUGCUGGCAAGGCUCUUGCUUAUGGCGCAAAGGAAAAGGGGGCAAGGGUUGUCAUUGCUAAUCGAACAUAUGAAAGAGCUAGAGAAAUUGCUGAUACAGUUGGAGGGCAGGCUUUGUCUCUCUCUGACUUGGACACUUUCCAUCCAGAGAAUGGCAUGAUUCUUGCAAACACUACCUCCAUUGGUAUGCAGCCAAAGGUUAAUGAGACACCGAUUUCUAAGGAAGCUCUCAAACAUUAUGCCCUGGUUUUUGAUGCUGUUUACACCCCAAAAAUUACAAGACUACUAGGGGAGGCACUAGAGACUGGAGCAAAAAUUGUAACAGGAAUCGAAAUGUUCAUUGGGCAGGCAUAUGAACAGUACGAAAGAUUUACUGGGUUGCCAGCACCAAAGGAACUUUUUAGGAAAAUCGCGGCAUGAUGUGGAGUUUAUAUAUCCAGCUUAUCUACAUCUCCGUUAAAAGUUGGGAUUACCAUUUAUGCAUUCUGUGUUAGAUGAUGGAUCAGUAAAUUUUUCCAUUGGUUGCUGUUUUCUGGGUAGUUCAUGUCAUUAAUCAUGAAGUUUGGACAAUCAACCCUUCAAGUUUAGAGGAUACUAUGCAAUUAGAAACCAUUCACGAGAGUUAGGCCUAUGUUAGAAUUUGUCCGGAUUUUCACUUGUAUUCUUUCUAUUUCGUGCUAUAUUAGCCUUGUAACCAUUAGUAUUUGUAACAUAUUUGAACAAAAUGUACUUGGUACCUUUUACUUCUUUUAUGAACCAAAAUUUUUCAGCUGCUUAGAAAGGAUCAAGUGAGCAGCUGUUGUUUGCAAUCA
Messenger RNA from Coffea eugenioides, 2337 nucleotides. Its product is annotated as bifunctional 3-dehydroquinate dehydratase/shikimate dehydrogenase, chloroplastic. The transcript has 11 exons. The record is from RefSeq and is a predicted model, not a curated record. Gene Ontology annotation, biological process: chorismate biosynthetic process; shikimate metabolic process. Gene Ontology annotation, molecular function: shikimate 3-dehydrogenase (NADP+) activity; 3-dehydroquinate dehydratase activity. NCBI's taxonomy places the organism in Eukaryota, Viridiplantae, Streptophyta, Magnoliopsida, Gentianales, Rubiaceae. Bases 365 to 1945 code for a protein of 526 amino acids.